This is a messenger RNA of Hipposideros armiger (great roundleaf bat), 3409 nucleotides long. It is a transcript of the gene BRCA1, whose product is annotated as BRCA1 DNA repair associated. Lineage: Eukaryota; Metazoa; Chordata; Mammalia; Chiroptera; Hipposideridae. Gene Ontology annotation, cellular component: BRCA1-BARD1 complex; BRCA1-A complex. The record is from RefSeq and is a predicted model, not a curated record. Gene Ontology annotation, biological process: double-strand break repair via homologous recombination; mitotic G2 DNA damage checkpoint signaling; chordate embryonic development. Bases 86 to 2350 code for a protein of 754 amino acids. The transcript has 23 exons. Gene Ontology annotation, molecular function: ubiquitin-protein transferase activity; metal ion binding.
CUCAGUGAUUCCCACCCUGGUACAACAAUCUCUGUGACGUAAAAAGCCGCCACCGGAAUCGUAGAGUUUGUUGUAACAGGACGAAAUGGAUUUAUGUGUGGAUCGCGUUGAAGAAGUACAAAAUGUCCUUAAUGCUAUGCAGAAAAUCUUAGAGUGCCCAAUCUGUCUGGAGUUGAUCAAAGAGCCUGUUUCCACAAAAUGUGACCACAUAUUUUGCAAAUUUUGUAUGCUGAAACUUCUCAACCAGAAGAAAGGGCCUUCACAGUGUCCUUUGUGUAAGAAUGAUAUAACCAAAAGAAGCCUACAAGAAAGUACAAGAUUUAGUCAACUUGUUGAAGAGCUAUUGAAAACCAUUCAUGCUUUUGAGCUUGACACGGGAUUGCAGUUUACAAACAGUUAUAACUUUUCAAAAAAGGAAAUUAACUCCCCUGAGAAACUAAAUGAGGACAUUUCUAUCAUCCAAAGUUUGGGCUACCGAAACCGUGUCAAAAGACUUCGACAGAGUGAACCUGAAAAUCCUACCUUGCAGGAAACGCGUCUUAAUGUCCAGCUCUCUAACCUUGAAAUUGUGAGAUCACUGAGGACAAAGCAACAGAUACAACCUCAGAAGAAGUCUGUCUACAUUGAAUUGGGAUCCGAUUCUUCUGAAGAUACAGUUAAAGAAAAUUAUUUCAGUGUGAGAGAUCACGAAUUACAAAUCACCCCUCAAGGAGCCAGGGCUGAAGCCAGUUUGAAUCCUGCAAAAAAGGAUAAUGCUGCUUGUGAGUUUUCUGAGGCCAUAACAAAUAUUAAGCAUCAUGAAUCCAGUAAUAAAGAUUUGACCACCACAGAGAAGCAUGCAACUGAGAAGCAUCCAGAAAAGUAUCAGGAUGAUGCAGCACCUGAGUAUGAGCGUGAAGCCUGCCUCUCUGAAGAUGGUUCAGAGCUGUCCUCUCAGAAUGUUAUUUUAACCACUCAGCAGAAGGAUACCAUGCAAGAUAACCUGAUAAAGCUCCAGCAGGAAAUGGCCGAACUGGAAGCGGUGUUAGAGCAGCAUGGGAGUCAGACUUCUAACAGCUCCCCUUCCAUCAUAGCUGAUUCUUGUGCCUCAGAGGACUUGCUAAAUCCGGAACAAAACAUGUCAGAAAAAGCAGUAUUAACGUCAGAGAACAGUGGUAAACAUCUUAUUAGUCAGAAUCCAGAAAGCCUUUUUGCAGACAAGUUUCAAGAAUCUCUGGAUAGUUCCACCAAUAAAAGUAAAGAACCAGGAGUGGAAAGGUCUUUCCCUUCUCAAUCCCAGUUGUUAGACAAUGGGUGGCAUGUGGGCAGCCACUUGCCAAGUCUUCAGAACGGAAACCGCCCGUCUCAAGUUACUGACGUGGAGGGGCAACAGCUGACACAGUCGGAGGCCCAGGAUUUAACGGAGCGGUCUGAUUUGCCAAAACAAGAUCUAGAGGGAACCCCUUACCUAGAAUCUGAAAUCAGCCUCUUCUCGGAUGACCCUGAGUUUGAUCCCUCUGAAGACAGAGCUCCAGAGCCGGCUCAUGUUUGCAGCAUGCCAACUUCAACCUCUGCCUUGAAAUUACCCCAAUUUCAAGUUGAAGAACCUGCCAAGAGUCCAGCUGCUGCUCAUACUACUAAUACUGCUGAAUAUAAUGUGAGGGAGAAAAGCGUGAGCAGGGAGAAGCCAGAAGUGAUAUCUUCAGCACAAAGAGUCAACAAAAGAAUAUCUAUGGUGGCAUCAGGCUUGACCCCAAAAGAAAUUGCGCUUGUGCGCAAGUUUGCCAGAAAACACCACAUCGUUUUAACUGAUCUAAUUACCGAAGAGACUACUCAUGUCAUUAUGAAAACAGAUGUUGAGUUUGUAUGUGAACGGACACUGAAAUAUUUUCUGGGAAUUGCAGGAGGAAAAUGGGUAGUUAGCUAUUUCUGGGUGACCCAGUCUACGAAAGAAAGAAAGAUUCUAGAUGAGUGUGAUUUUGAGGUCAGAGGAGAUGUUGUCAACGGAAGGAACCACGAAGGUCCAAAGCGAGCAAGAGAAUCCCAGCACAGAAAGAUCUUCAGGGGCCUAGAAAUCUGUUGCUAUGGGCCCUUUACCAACAUGCCUACAGAUCAGCUAGAGUGGAUGGUGCAGCUCUGUGGGGCUACUGUGGUGAAGGAGCCUUCGUUGUUCACCUUCGGCAAGGGUACUUACCCAGUUGUGGUUGUGCAGCCAGAUGCCUGGACAGAGGACAGUGGCCUCCAUGCGAUUGGGCAGGUGUGUGAGGCACCUGUGGUGACCCGAGAGUGGGUAUUGGACAGCGUAGCCCUCUACCAGUGCCAGGAGCUGGACACCUACCUGAUACCCCAGAUCUCCCAGAGCUGCUGCUGAUUCCAGCCAGCCACGUGUAUAGUGUACAGGACCCAUCUCCACAGGACCCCGAGAAUGAGCUGAGGAAAUGGCCUUGUUUCAGGCCCAGGGAGCUCCUCUUCAGGCUCUCCACAGUCCCGGUUACUAAAUAUUUUAGUGACAUCAGCCUGAACUGGCUAUGCAGGGGUUCCUUAAAGAUUUUCUGCUUCAAGUCUCCCUUUGAAACCUGCCAAUGAGCACAAAAUUGCGGUAAUUUUUUUUUUUACCUGAAAAGAAUUUAAAACCAUUUUAAGUGCCACCAAUUGAGCAAGAUGCUGACUCAUUGUUUAUCAGCCCUAUGCCCCGUGCUGAGGGCACAGAGUGGCUGGCCUCAGGAGAACAGAUGGUUUCCCUGAGUUUGUUUCUCUAAAACCCUAUGUUCAGAAAGGCCAAGAGUCAGGCCCUUCAAUGGAAGGUGAUCUGUGAUGUGACUUAAAAUCAGAACAGUCCUUGGGCAGCUCUCAAAUGUUGAAGUGGAGCAUCGGGAAGGGGAUUCAGAGGCCAGUAAUGGAUAGAAAUACGAAACUUGAGGGUUAGUUAGAGGAGAGGGGAGCCAUGCUGGCCCUGAUCUCCAAAAGUCUGGGUAAAAAAGGGUGUCCAAAGAAUCUCCUAAUUCCCUAUCAGUAAUAAAUAAAAUGUUUACUAUUGUAGCUCUGAUAUGUAACCCAUUCCUCUUGAAAUAGAAGAUCUCAGAUAUGAAUAUUUCAUGUCUGUAAAAUGACAGAUUCCACCAGGAAAGGAGCUAUUGCUUUCCUUGAGGUAAUUUUUCCCCUUUGCUCCCUAUUGCUGAACUGUACAGCUUCAUACAUGAUUUUGUUUGCUGAAGAAAGAGACAGUGUUUUCAUAAACUUAUUAUCCGGGACUGUUUAUAGCUGUUGGAGGGACUAGGUCUUCCUUAGCCCCCGCAGUGUGUGAGGGCAGUGCAGACUUGGUUGUACAAAAUAUGUUUUGUAAAUGUCAUGCUGUUCACCUGCAAAUAAACUUAAUAGCAAACACUGGCACCACAUGACCGUUUUUGAGGCUCACGCAUGCAGACCUCUC